AGGAUCAGUUUUGGUGUUUCAGCACUGGACAGCUCUCCACAUGUGCAUUUUGUGUGACAAUCUGUCUCAGCUGAUGGGAAGCCGGAACAUGUAGGACUUAGUUCCGCAGCAUCCGUAACCACAAGCGUCGCCAAAGUGGAGCCUCAAACGAUGACCAUCCCUGAGUUCCUCCUAGAAGUGUCUAUAGUGGUGAUGGCUGUUGUCUCCUUGGUGACCAACAUGUCAGUGCUACUGUGUUUCACCCAGAGCUCAGAGUUGAGGUCCCACGUCCCGGGAAUCUUUGUUCUGAACCUGUCUUUCUCCAACAUCCUCCUCGCUUUCAUAAACAUGCCUUCCACAUUUUUUGGAGUGGCCAAAAGCCGAGAGCCCUUUGGGAACUUGUUCUGCCAAAUGGUCAGCUUUGCUGAGACUUUUCUCACCACCAACAGCAUGCUGAGCAUGGCGGCACUCAGCCUGGACAGGUGGAUCGCUGUCAUGUUUCCUCUGAGCUAUUCCAGCAAGAUGCGCUACCGGGAUGCUAUCCUGAUGGUGGUCUACUCCUGGCUACAGUCCCUCACCUUCUCUCUUACUCAGCUCCUCAUGGACUGGGGAGGCUACAGCCAUACGUACGCCUCAUGCACCGUUCACCUGGCCACGGAGGGAAGGUCGCAGCUGGCCGCCUAUGCCACCUUCACCGUGCUCCUCCAUUGCAGCAGCUUUACUUUCAGCCUGGCCGUGCUUUGUUUCUCCUACCUCAAAGUUUUGAGAGUGGCUAAGUCCCACUGCAAGAGGAUAGACGUCAUCACAGUGCAGACUCUGCUGCUGUUGGUCGACAUUCACCCCAGUGUGAAAGAAAGAUGUCUGUCAGAACAAAAGAAGAGGAGACAGCGGGCCACGAAGAAAAUUUGCAUCUUCAUUGGCUCGUUCAUUUUCUGCUUUUCACCAUAUGUCAUAACAAGGUUAGCGGAAUUGUUGCCCUCGGUGCACAUCCCACGGUACUGGGGCAUCAUGAGCAAAUGUCUGUGCUACGCGAAGGCUUCAAGCGAUCCAUUUGUCUACUGCCUAUUGCGGCACCAGUACAGAAAGGUCCUGGUUCGUGUCAUCGGCCGCUUUGUGCGAAAGGAUCAUUACCUGCUUUCCGCCAGCAGCUGGAGCAGUACAUUUGACACCACAGAAGACACUUGCGCUCGAAAAACAUGA
Molecule: messenger RNA, 1179 nt
Organism: Syngnathoides biaculeatus (alligator pipefish)
Lineage: Eukaryota; Metazoa; Chordata; Actinopteri; Syngnathiformes; Syngnathidae
Gene: gpr78a
Product: G protein-coupled receptor 78a
Exons: 3
Coding region: 151-1179 (342 amino acids)
Biological process (GO): adenylate cyclase-activating G protein-coupled receptor signaling pathway
Cellular component (GO): membrane
Molecular function (GO): G protein-coupled receptor activity
Source: RefSeq, a predicted model, not a curated record